This is a messenger RNA of Pyrenophora tritici-repentis Pt-1C-BFP, 4656 nucleotides long. Its product is annotated as Rad9-Rad53-bind multi-domain protein. Gene Ontology annotation, molecular function: histone binding. Gene Ontology annotation, biological process: DNA damage checkpoint signaling; positive regulation of transcription by RNA polymerase II. The record is from RefSeq and is a predicted model, not a curated record. Gene Ontology annotation, cellular component: nucleus. Lineage: Eukaryota; Fungi; Ascomycota; Dothideomycetes; Pleosporales; Pleosporaceae.
AUGGAGGAAUCGCAAGCACCCACGGUACUCGGUGAUGAUAUUUACGAUGAUCCAUCUCAACUUUCCCAGGCCCUCUGGCAACGGGUCGGCAGCGAAAAGUCAUUUCACUUCACCACGUCGACGGAAAGUCCCAAUUCAGGGGAUAACACCGUCUCCACCUUUACGGGACCGCUAGAAGCCAGUCACGCCUUCCUGCGCGCAUCCGUCGGGCUUGCGCAGUUCGAUCGCGCUCUUUCCCCGCGACGCGCCACGACCGCAAAACAUGUCAAGCCCGCUCUACCCAAACACCACAGCACGCCCACCAGUACUCGAAACGUUCAAUUGGACAGGGCAGACAAGAUGUAUCACAGCUUCAACAUACCGGACGCGCCGGGCGAUACUCAACCGGAUAGUCAAAUGAUGAAGACAUGGACGAGCGGCAUAUUCCCAACAAUAGAUGGGAGAGAGAUAAGAGUGCCACAGCCCAAAUCACUGUUUGUCGAGCAUAGUGAGGAGGAGAACAACGACGACUCGCCUACAGAUGAGAUGGAAGUUGUAGCAUCGAGCCAACAGAUUCACGUCCCGACGCCUAUGAGCCAUACCAUGAUCGAUGUCGACGAACAGGGCGAUACCGCACAAAAUAGCCUGGCACCCACGAGUCCACUGAAAUUCCAAACGCCUGCAUUGGGGGACAGGAAGAGGGUCAGCUCAGGCCAGAUGCUAAGCUCAGCCAUGCGGACCAGCACCACGCCCGGCAGUGUUCCUUCUGCUCCUUUCUUUUUCGGCAACGAAGCUGGAGGAGGUGAAGUACAGCACAUAUCUCUUACACAGGCCUUCAACAAUACUCAGGCACCCACCUCCCCCAUGGUAGAUUGCCCAGGUGAAGAUGUCGUCUUCACACGCCCUUCACCCAACUUUACGCAUGCGCGGCACUCGAGUCCAAUGCCAGCCUAUUCCAGCCCUAUCAAAGCUACUCGCCGCGAUACCCCCAAAUCCGAGCCAAUUAUGCGAUCGUCCAGCGUACCGCGAACCGAUUAUGUCACAACGAAGGAGUCACAAGAGAGGCGAAAUCGUUCUGUAGGAAACGAACACAAUGUCAUUGUGGAGCAGGAUAGUUGGGAAGAGCUCUCUAGGAAGGUGAAGGCCAGGAAAUCAAGAGAGUAUGCCCGUCGUCAGGUUGCAGAAUCUCUUUCGCACGUCUCUGCACCAAUGCAUUCGUUAUCACCAUCUGAAAUAAAGCGCACAAUGAGUGCAGGCUAUCCGUCGCCGGGAAAAUCAUGCACGUCGCGAAGCGUGGUCCGCGCCACAUCGCACGACGAUGACGUAUUCAUGAAUGAACAGUCACAAACCAUAAUGGUGAAUGAGGCGAAUAAGCACAAUAGCGAUCAUUCCGCCGAUGAAACAUCGCAGACCACGCGGGACGCCGCACGGACAGUGGCUGAAUACAAUAGCAUACAGGUCCCAAAGACUUCCUCUCACCCGCACCGUACUCCUUCAGUCCAACCUUCAGGAAACUCCACGCAGCAACCAAGGCCUUCAUCACAACGCAAAACCCGACAACGAGAAUCUGGCUCACAGUAUUUACGAGCAGCAAUUCAGCCGUCAAGUAGCAAGGAGUCAAUCGCUGUCAUGGACUCACAGCCGGAUGCGACUGCAGACUUUGAAAGCGUGCCACGACCAAAAUCGCUUCGCUUUCCGUCGUCACCGAUGAUGAGCCAGUACAGCAUCAACCAGACUACAAUGGCCACCAAGACCGGAUACACAAGCCAAGUCAUCUCAUCUUCAAUACCACCCUUGCCACCCAAGUCCAGUCCAGAGAUUGUGACGCCUGAGGAAGAUCGUGUUCCUAGUAGCCCCCCACUAAUGGUCCCUGGUGACGGGAAGGAAGAAGGUGAUCUGGAGUAUGACGAGCACGCGUACGACGAGCAUGCAGAGGGAGUUGCAGAGGAUGACACGAUGCCAUCCCCAGAUAACGACGCAGAUGUGGCCAUGGAUGAGGAUGAGGACGAGGAGGAUCUACCGCUUCCGAAAGAGGAGUCCGAAGACGAGGAUGCAGAUAAUGAAAGCAGUCAAGAAGGAUAUGUGGACAUGGCCCAUCCUUGCAAAGUGGAAGUUCCAGAUGAUGAGGCUUCAGGGACUUUGGACCAGGAGCAGCCUGAGGGCCACGUGCACUACAACCAAGAGUCACGACGCAAUAAUGGAGACAAUCCAUCCAACGCACCGCGCAUGCAACGUCAAAAUACCAUUCCCGACACUGAUGCGCUCGAUGACACGCAACCAUCUUGCUUUCCAGACAGUCAUUCUGGGGAGGUCAUUGGGGAUGAUGCGGCUGUGCAUAAUAACACCAACAACACUGAGCAAUUCCAAACCGCACAAGAGGAACCGUCUGGAUCCCAGUCCAACAUGCCAGCGCCUCGCAGCUCCAGAGACCAGGGGAGUGAUACCAUGACAGGAGGCAGCCGGAUUCGCUCUAUCGACGACAUAUACAACCUCCCUGAGACUCAGCAGUCACCUGUAGAGGAAGACGUUGAAAUGCCUCGCUUGAGUGGCGUAGAGGAAGAUGAUGAAGAUGUCUCCAUGUCUCGAUCUUCGCCCGCCCUACCACCUGCGAAGAGGCGUAAGAUCACAUAUACUGGGAAGCGCCCUGUCUUCCGCGACUCAACAACAGCGACAGCGGAUGCAACGCUUUCAGGUCCACCAUCAUCACCACACGUCGAACUGGCACAGGAUGCAUUAGAAGCGACCCCGCCAAUUGCAACAACUCAGGAACAAGAAGACCAAGGUGCUCGUACAGCGGCACGCCUACGGGAAGAGGCGCAAGUUCCGUACAAACCGACAACUUCUCUCAAGUCCAAGGUCCUGCCAAAGCCUAAGAAGCCGCAGAACCAGAGGCAUGGAGCACUAAAGCCGGUUUCAAGAGAACUGUUACAGAGCGUCUCUUCACCAGCAAAUUCGCCUUCGAGACCAAAGGUGUCGGUUCGUAAUCGAGCAACCACACCUGUCACCCCUUCCAAGCCGAAAGAAGUUGCUUCCAAAGCGCCUACCAAAACGCCUGCUGAUGUCAAUAUGACUGACGCCGACAACGACACGGUCGGGCCCACCAGUUCUGCUCCGCCACCAAGCAAUGUGGAGAAGACUCCAUCACAGCACAGUGAGACCCCACCAGAUGACAUCGUUGUGCCAAACAGAGUCUUCGCAUGCUGGCCUGGUAGCCACUAUUACCCUGCUACGUGUCUCGGUCGCGCAACAUCUCGGCUGCUUCAGAUACGAUAUGAUGAUGGUAAUAUCACAUCCGUCGACGCGAUGCUCGUCCGGGCAUUAGACCUUCGUAAAGGCGACCAUGUCAAAGUGGACGAGCCAGGCAUGAAGAAGAACACUUAUGUUGUUGUCGGUUUCAAGCAUAAGAUGCACGACGUGGGUUGUGAAGAGUUUCCCACUACUGAUCAGCGCGGACAUGCGAGCGUUAUUCUUGAGGAGAAAUCUAGGGGCAGCCUACCAGCAGCCAAAGCACUCCAAACGACUGGACAAAUUUCAGUGCCCGUUUCUGAUGUUUACUUGACUGCUGGUUUGUGGAAGCGUCUGCGAGAUCGAUCUUACAAUUUCGGAUCGCUCAUAUCACCAGCUAAGACGGCUUCUCACAUUGGCACUCCUGUCCCUGAUCAUUUCGCUACACCGUCAUUCACGCGGCGUGGAACGGCCGCACCGUCGCUACUCAAGGAUCUGACCACACGUGCUGGAUCUGUAGCUUCCACUACUCGAUCCGGCACUGGUGUGUUUGUGAACAUGGCCUUUGUACUCACUUCGACUGCUGCUGAUGUGGAUAAAGAGGCUAUCACUAAGACCAUCAGAAGAAAUGGCGGGCAAGUCCUAGAACAUGGCUUCCAUGAACUGUUUGACUAUGAGUCUUCUGACGCACCCUCCUCGCCGCAGAAACGUCGUAGAUCGACCUCUUCUGUCGAGAGACCUGGUCUUUCACUCAAACAAGCAUACCGAGACCUGGGUUUCGUCGCACUCCUUUCCGACUCGCAUUCUCGUAGCACCAAGUAUAUCCAAGCCCUAGCUCUCAAUGUCCCAUGUCUGCACCUCCGCUGGAUCCAGGACUCAGUUAACGCCUCCCGAGCUGCGCCAUUCUCACGCUACCUUCUACCUGCCGGUGUCUCGAAAUUCCUUGAUCCGAACGGUGUUAUUCGCUCUCGCACCAUGGCCCCUUACGACCCAGCAGGCGAAGAUACAUCCUUCGCUCAGACUAUCCAGACCCGCGACCUCCUCUUCAACAACCAAAACGUCCUUCUCGUCACGGGCAAAUCGAAAAAGGAAAUGGAUAAACGACAGCCCUUUGUCUUUCUCUCGCAUGCGCUUGGCUCCGCAAGCGUAGGCCUGUGCGCUGAUCUUGACACCGCAGCUGACAUGCUCGGCGAUAACAAGUGGGACUGGGUCUACGUGGACAAUGGCGAACGCGGUGUAGCCGUGGCGGCGACCAUGUUGUUCGGCACCGAGAAACCGGCGCCAUUGGGUAAAACGAAGAAGGGCGGUAAGAAGAGGAGGCGCUCCGAGACUGAGCCUGAGCCUCAGGACCCGCUUUUUGUCAAGAGCAGAGUUGGCAUGAGGGAUGUGAGGAUCACUUGUGCCGAGUUUGUGAUUCAAAGCUUGAUUCUUGGGGUGUUGGUUGAGGAGUGA